GACUGCGGUAGGUCGUGCCACGGCGCUUCGAUCGCAGUCGCAGUUUUCCCGCCACGCGACACGCACAUUUUCUUUGAAAUUUCGUGCCAAUUGCAAAGAAAAAAAGUGAACAUCGCGGGACUUUCGGUGCCUUACUUAGUGCUCUGUGUUACCGAUUCCAAAUUUUUUAUACAAUUAUUUGUUUAUUAGAAUUUUUUAGCGUGAUCGCACUAGUGGAAUUAUAGACUUUAAUGAUUCGAGUAGUAAGGAUUGCGUUUUCUCCACAAGGACCAUUUCACGAUCAAACGAGAAGCAAAUCUAAUCGCAAGAGAACAUAUCAACGAUAGCAAUAAAUGAAUAAUUAUUUUAUAGAAUAAUUAUAAUUUUUAAGACUAAUGAAAUUCCGUUCAUAUUAAUAUUAGAUUAUUAAACGAAUUAAAAAGUACAAAAUAAAUGAGCUUAAUAAGUACAAGAGAUAGCAUAUCUAGAAGCAAUAUGGCGUUGGUUAGUUUAAGAAGCAGUUUGAGGAUAUUGUGGACGAUUGCGGCGGCUUUCGUCUUUCUAAGCAGGAGCAGCGCAGCGCCCACCUUUGGGGACACCGACAAAGCAAUGAUGUAUUUAGCGCAGUAUGGUUACCUUAGCCCUUCGGUCCGGAAUCCUUCCAGCGGCCACAUCAUGGACGAGAGCUCGUGGCGACGCGCCAUCGCCGAGUUUCAAAGCUUUGCCGGACUCAAUGCAACAGGUGAACUGGACGAUGAAACAGCAAAAGUAAUGUCGCUGCCGAGAUGUGGUGUAAAGGACAAAGUUGGAUUUGGCGAGAGUCGAGCGAAAAGAUACGCGUUGCAAGGCUCGAGAUGGCGUGUAAAGAACCUUACGUACAAGAUCUCAAAGUAUCCAUCGCGAUUGAACCAGGCUGAAGUUGACGCUGAGUUGGCCAAAGCGUUUUCCGUAUGGUCUGACUACACCGACCUCACGUUCACACAAAAGCGUACCGGACAAGUGCACAUCGAAAUAAGAUUCGAGAAAGGAGAGCAUGGAGAUGGUGACCCAUUCGAUGGACCUGGUGGUACUUUGGCUCACGCGUAUUUCCCUGUUUACGGAGGCGACGCUCACUUCGACGAUGCUGAGGUUUGGUCAAUUAACUCGAGGCGGGGAACCAAUCUCUUCCAAGUUGCAGCGCACGAGUUCGGUCACUCUUUGGGCUUGUCUCACAGCGACGUCCGCUCCGCUCUGAUGGCGCCCUUCUACCGCGGAUACGACCCUGCCUUCCAACUCGAUCAGGAUGACAUCCAAGGAAUACAGGCACUGUAUGGGCACAAGACGCAACUGGACAUCGGCGGCAGCUACCCCGCGCGGCCGACCGCCCCCCGCGCCACCACACCACCCUCGUCCACCGAAGACGCCGCGCUCUGCGCCGACUCAUCCUUCGACACCAUAUUCAACUCAGCCGAUGGUGCCACAUUUGUUUUCAAGGGCGAGUACUACUGGAGAUUGACAGAGAGCGGCGUAUCGGCGGGUUACCCUCGACUUAUCUCUCGCGCCUGGCCCGGCCUGCCUGCCAACAUUGACGCUGCCUUCACCUACAAGAACGGCAAAACAUACUUCUUCAAAGGCUCUAAAUACUGGAGGUACAAUGGACAAAAUAUCGACGGAGACUAUCCUAAGGAAAUUAGUGAAGGGUUUACUGGUAUACCAGAUAACAUCGACGCAGCGUUAGUAUGGUCGGGCAAUGGCAAGAUCUACUUCUACAAGGGCGCGAAGUUCUGGCGAUUCGACCCGUCACAGCGCCCUCCCGUCAAGUCCACCUACCCUAAGCCCCUUUCCAACUGGGAAGGCAUCCCAGACAGUAUAGACGCAGCUUUACAGUACACUAAUGGUUACACGUACUUCUUUAAGGGCGGCUCAUACUGGCGGUUCAACGAUAGAACUUUCAGUGUGGACACAGAUAAGCCGGCGUUCCCGCGCUCAACCGGCUUCUGGUGGCUGGGCUGCAGCAGUGCGCCGCGCGGCACAGUCGGAGGUAACGCGCGAAUCUCCGACACCAAUGAAGCCGCCGCAUACACACGCCUGCCAGACGAAGACGACGUCGGCGACAUACUCUUUGACGCAGUGCGUGCUUUGGGAGGAAAGCAGGACAUUCCACGUUGA
Papilio xuthus (Asian swallowtail) is the source of this 2127-nucleotide messenger RNA. RefSeq names its product matrix metalloproteinase 1 (gene Mmp1). Gene Ontology annotation, cellular component: extracellular matrix. The transcript has 13 exons. Gene Ontology annotation, biological process: proteolysis; extracellular matrix organization; collagen catabolic process. Gene Ontology annotation, molecular function: metalloendopeptidase activity; zinc ion binding. Lineage: Eukaryota; Metazoa; Arthropoda; Insecta; Lepidoptera; Papilionidae. The record is from RefSeq and is a predicted model, not a curated record. Bases 433 to 2127 code for a protein of 564 amino acids.